AUGGCAGAUGAUCGAGCUCCCUUGUGUCACCGUGGCGAAGGUCUGACGAAUUUUCAACUCAACACCAACGUCACCAGCAUCACUGUUGAUUCACAAUGGGCCAAUCUGCUUCGCUCGUUGGGCGCGAAUGUCUUUAUUCACUUGCUCACCAACGCAUCCAUCUUCGCGCCGAUCGCCCACUCAGAUGACUGCUGGAUGCAGCUCACUGGCGUCCCCAUCUCUGACCUGGAAGAACAAAGCGUUGCUCACUCCGACGAGACUCCCGUGGCUCCAAAGGUUGCGCCCCGUCGCCGACGAAAGCGCUCAAAGCGCCACGAUGCUGAGCCCUCGCUUCUCCCCCUCCAGCGAGGCCCAUUUCAAAAGACCGUUUCACUGCCUGUUGGUGCCUUUGACAGGCGACCCGCACCGUCAGAGAGCCUGCGAGCCUUCAACGGCGCUGCUCUGAAGCGCAAGUUUGGUGGCAAAUCGCAAAUGUCACAGAAGAGGUAAGUCGCAUGUCAAAGACGACGAGUGCAAACCUGGCCUAACAUCGACACUGCUUCUCUAUGCUAGACGGAAGCACACAGAGAUCACAUUUGUACGCUCUCGUAUAUUCUACGCUCGGCCGAUCCGGACGAGAGCAGGACGCAUAGCGGUCGGCUUGCCCAUCAAUCGUGAGCAGUGCCCGGAUAGCGCUGAUGCGUACCGCUUGCGGCUUUUCUGAGAAUCAACGCGUGUUCGUCCGGCUAGAUGUCUUCAAUCGCACCGCCAGCGUGGCGGAUCUCCUCAAAGCUUUGCGCAAACAUCCGUCAAAGCGAGGAAGCUCCGCGAGCCCCAUUCCUGCGGAUGGGAGCGCGCACAAACAUGCAACCCAGCUCGGACCGCUCACGCUCGCAGAGAGCAAGAAACACAAGCUGAUGCGUGUUCAACAUGUGAUGAAGCAUGUCUGGCCGCUGGAGUACGGCUUGCACAAUGUGUUUACCAGCAGCAGAGACUGGAAAAAGACCAGUCAGCCUUUCCAGGAGUACGGUAAUCGGGACGUUGAAAUUGCGGUGAGAAUACACUGGCUUCGCUUUUAGAAUCAUUGCAUUGAAUUGUCGUGUUUUUCCAUGCGCAGGCAAAGGGUCAAAUCAAGACACCUCUGCGGCUCAAGAAAGCUCGUCAUCUAAUAGCGAUCAUGCUGCACAAACACGACCGACUGGAUUAUCGCCGGAUGUCAGACAUCAUGUGCCGAAGCCUUCUACCGCGUCGGCGACUUACCGAGCACGAUCGGGACGAAAUCGCUGUGAGUGAAUUGAAAUUGCGGGGUCAGGUCAGCAACUCCUGACUUUCGCCUGCAGUUCAACAUGGCCGAGCUGCCAGGCAGCUCGCAAUUUGCUAGAGGUGGAUCUCUUGGCCCAACGGCCUCCUCAUCGCAACUGCCACCGACAACGCAAGCACAUGAAGAUGAUCUUGAACCAGCUUCGGGAGCGCCCCAGUCACGCGAACAUCUGGACCAGAUAUCGAUGCAGGUCGCCACGCAAGCUAGAGACAAGCCCCGCUUCAUAAGGUAUGCACAGCCCACUGGCCAAGUUGCUCGCUACGUGUGUGCAGUCAUACGAAGUACUGUGCCGAUCGAUCUACUCGGUUCAAGACUCAACUAUGGAAAAUUUCAGAGGGGUGAGUUGCAUUGCGGAGAACUCCAAGCGACCUCUUGCUCACUCCUCGCUUCCCGCUCCUAGCUGUGCGACAAUUCGUGCACGCAAGGCGGUACGAAAGCGUAAACAUGCAUCAGCUUCUUGACGGUUUGCGCCUUAAUGACGUCACUUGGCUCCAGACCCCAAGCCUCCGAGCAAGCGCCCAGCGCUGUACAGCUGCUGAACAUGCGAGACGUGAAAGUCUCUUGGCUGAGGUACUCUUUUACGUGGUUGAUAGUCUCGUCAUGCCCCUGCUGCGCACAACAUUCUACGUCACGGAAGCUGCUGCCUACCGCAAUCGCGUUCUGUACUUUCGCCAAGAUGACUGGGCGAUUGUAUGCGCACCACUCUUGAACAGACUCAAGGGCACCACUUUUGAACCUGUACCCCGAACAGAAGCUCUGGCCACGAUCUUGGAACGCAAAUUGGGCUAUUCUCACAUCAGAUUUCUGCCCAAGGAGACGGGCGUUCGACCCAUCGUCAACUUGAGACGUCGCUCGCUGCGCCGCGUGGCUGGCUCUAACAAUAGCGCCUCAAGCAACAGCGGGGACGCUACACUGGGCCGGAGCAUCAACUCGGUCAUGCAGAAUGCAUUCCAAAUUCUCACUCAUGAGAGAACAUCACAGCCACACAUGCUCGGGGCGUCCGUUUUCGGGCUGAACGACAUCUACAAACGCCUCAAGGACUUUGCGCCUACCGUCCGCGAUCGCCUCAAAAAGAAUGGCUCGCGUCUUUAUUUCGUGAAAGUCGACAUUGUGGCCGCUUUCGACACGAUUGUGCAAGAUAAGUUGAUGGCCAUCGUCAAAUACCUUCUUCGUGAUCAAGUGCGUGUAUGAUCGAGUAGCCUGAUCCGUGCUCAUUCGCUGAGAGGACCGUACCUUGUCUCAGGAUGGCUACGUCAUUCAAAGAUUUACACAGAUGGUCAGCGCCGCUGGCAAGGCCAAGAAGACAUUCGUUCGGCGUGCUUGCCCCGAAGCGCAGCAAGGCAGCUUUGCGAGCCUUGCCGAAGAAAUUGCGCGCUCAUUACGCAAUGCCGUCUUGGCUGACUCGGUAAACUACCCCUAUGAGGAUCGAGUGGAUCUACUUCAUUUGCUGGACCAGCACGUCAAUGACAACCUAGUCAAGAUUGGCAGAGACUUCUACCGUCAACGCGUUGGCAUCCCUCAAGGAUCGAGUCUAUCUACGAUGCUCUGUUGCUUCUAUCUUGCACAACUAGAGAAGGAGAAGCUUGCGUUCACCCAAAAGCCUGGAUGCCUGCUCAUCAGAUAUGUUGAUGACUUCUUGUUCAUCUCUACAUCUAAGCGCCGAGCCACACAUUUCUUUCACACCAUGGAGCGCGGCUACCCCGACUACGGUUCUAGCAUUUCCCCUGACAAAACCUUGGCCAAUUUUGAUCUAAGCGUCAGCGGCACUGGCGCCUUCGUUCCCAGAACUCACACGGACUUCUUUCCAUGGUGCGGCAUCUUGAUCAACUCCAAGAUACUGUCCGUAAGGACGGAUUUAUCACGCUACGCCGCGAUGCGUGAGUAUCCGACAACAGCGCAUUCAUUCAUUGGGUUGCCGUGGAGGUUGCACUGACCUCACACGCAAUCGUCAUUUGGGUGCAGAGAUCGGAGACACGCUCACUGUUGAGCAAGGCCGCAGACCAGGCAUCACUCUCGCCCAGAAAACCAAGCAGUGAGUAGGGCGGAGCUUGCAACGCCCACGAUGCAACUCUGAUGUACUUAGAUCACUCGUCGCAGAGCUUUGAAAAGCCGUGCGCAUAUCAUUUACAACGACACAGAUCUCAAUCCGCACGUGGUCGUACAUCAGAACAUUUACGAAGGAUUCCUGGUCGCUGCGAUGAAGUUGGUCGCCUACUUGAAAACCCUCAAAGGCCAGGCGCCUGCUGAUCGAGCGCGACUUUGUCUCCGUGAGUAUGGAUGAGAUGAAUCAGCGUGCGCCUCAGCUGAUUUGUACUAGGCGUGCUUUAGACGUGCUCAACAAAGCGACGAGGACGAUGUACAAUGAGAUCGUACUGGCGGCGCGGGCUGCAGCGAAGGUUUUGCAUCCCGGUUCGACCUCAAGACUAGAGGCUCUGCAUGUGCAAUGGUGAGCAAUCAGUGCCAUUAUGUGACCAAAGACAUCACAGUGCAUAGUGACUCAUUUACACUGGCUGUCACCAUCUCCCGGGCUCAGGUUGGGGCUCCAUGCCUUUCAUUCAGUGCUCUCUACGCGCGUGGGUCACUAUGGCACCGUCUUGCGCGAGCUAAAGAUGAAAAUGCUGGCUGGGCAUUACAGGAGCGCUCGACGUAGACUCGAACCAAGAGCCACUCGCUACCUGGCCGAGAGCGCCGCCACGCUCCGCCAAGUGCGCUACUAG
Ceraceosorus bombacis is the source of this 4017-nucleotide messenger RNA. NCBI's taxonomy places the organism in Eukaryota, Fungi, Basidiomycota, Exobasidiomycetes, Ceraceosorales, Ceraceosoraceae. The record is from the annotation of a GenBank genome assembly.